CCACAUCUAUAAUGCAUUUAAUUGUGUGAAUAUCUACAUCCUGGUCUCUCCAUUGUACUGAUUAACGGAUAACAAUAGCUAUCCCCGAAGCUCUUCAUUAGGUUUUGAUGUUCAGUCACGACAUUCCCCACUUCGGCGAAAUUUACUGCUCGAUCGUGGAGGUGCGCAUUGGAAUGUCCACAACAUGCCUAGCGUGCUGCGAAAGGUGAUUAUCUUCGCGGCCGUUGAUGGACUUAUUCUUCAAUCCUCGGGAGGCGGACUGCGCAAUAGCAACAAUAAUGAAUCUUCCUCGAUUCGCAUUGAUUACAAGACAAACCGGAUUUCGUCAUUCUCAGGCUCCGUCUCCGAGCUGAGUGAGAGAAAGGAUUCUGCUGGGUUAGAGGCCUAUGGACUUGUCGGUCUUCUCUCUGUGGCAUCGUAUUCGUUCCUCAUCACAAUCACCCAGCGGCAGCAAGUCGCCCAGAUCCAGGGCAAGCCGAUUUACACAAUCUCAAACGUUGCAGUAAUUCCUACCUCUUCUCACGCAGACGCCAGCCGUGCGAUCGUCCAAGCAAAGGAGAGCAUUCUCCAAGGCGACGAAAAUGAACAGAGCGAUACGGCCUCGGAAGAUGCGGAAAUCUCGGACGCAGAGACGGACGAAGGUGCCACGGAUAUCAGCACUGCGCCGACUUCCCCCGUUCGAGAAAUUACCCACGGUAGGACCCAUAGCGUCUCUAGCAACAUCGCUGAAGAUGUAAUGGGGAAAAGAGUCCGAUUUGGGCGCUUUGCUGCGAAUUGGCUGUCGAGAAAAACUAUGGGAUUGCCGGGGCUUGGUACGGUUGAAAUGAAUGCAGAUACUGCCAGCAUACCGCUAGUAGAGUUUAAGGAAGGGAAUAAUGCCGCUGCGCCGCCUGCACUUGCUGCGAGUACAGAUGGGACUAAGACGCCCCAGGAGGAUGGCGUGGUAUCAAAGCAGGACUACGGAGACCCUCCUACGUCGACUCAGCUCGUGGAGUUGCUUCCGAAGCUGCUCCGGUAUACGAAGUUAAUAUUUUCUUCUCGCAACUUUUUCUUCUCGUAUGAUUACGAUCUCACGCGGCCUGUUAGUGCGCAGACACCGUCGACAAACGGCCAAUUACCCUUACAUAAAACUGUCGACGAGCUGUAUUUCUGGAAUAAAAACUUGACGAAUCCGUUCGUUGCAGUGGACGCGCACCAUUUUGUCCUGCCGCUGAUACAAGGAUUCGUAGGACAGAGUGAAUUCACAGUAGCUGCAAAGUCCGACUCCCAGACGGAGCCGGAGCCAACUGGGGCCCGGAUACUUGACGAAAAGCAAGAAGCCGAGGAUAUUCAGGCCACCGGUGAGAAACAAAACUUUCUUCUAACCUUGAUCUCUCGCCGAUCGGUCAAACGUCCGGGGCUACGAUAUCUUCGCCGUGGCGUUGAUGACGAUGGAAACACGGCCAACACCGUGGAAACGGAGCAGAUCCUCUCGGUUCCUAACUGGGAUCCUUCCCGCAAUGUCUAUUCCUACCUCCAGGUGCGUGGGUCAAUCCCGCUGUACUUCUCGCAGUCUCCGUACUCUUUCAAGCCAGUCCCAAUACUCCACCACUCAACCGAAACGAACCAAUUCGCCUUUGAGAGACAUUUCCGUAACUUGAGCCGACGAUAUGGAAAGAUCCAAGCAGUUUCUCUUAUUGACAAGCUACCUCCUGAAGUAGGGCUUGGUGAACAAUAUGAACGGUAUGCUGAGAGAUUGAAUCAGUCCGGGGGCAUUGAUGGCGUACCGCUUGGAUUCCAUUGGUUUGACUUCCACAAUGAGUGUCGUGGCAUGAAAUUUGAGAAUGUGAGCCGGCUUGUUGAAAGGCUAUCCACUACUCUAGGCGAGUUUGGCGAUACUAUCAUCCAAAGUGGCACUGUUUCUCAAAACCAGGCGGGAAUUGUGCGUACCAACUGUAUGGACUGUCUCGACCGCACAGGUGUCGCGCAAUGCGCUUUUGGACAGUGGGCGCUGGAGCGUGAACUCAAACACGAGGGCAUCGAUAUUGACCUCGGGAAUGACUCUUCCACCCGGUGGUUUAAUAUUCUGUGGGCCGAUAACGGCGACGCCAUUUCGCAGCAGUACUCCUCCACGGCUGCUCUGAAAGGGGACUAUACGAGGACUAGGAAACGAGACUAUCGAGGAGCUUUGAAUGAUCUUGGGUUGACACUAUCUCGGUACUAUAACAACAUUGUCAAUGACUACUUCUCGCAGGCCUGUAUUGAUUAUCUCUUGGGCAACGUCUCCACGCAGGUGUUCCAGGAAUUUGCGACGGAGCUGCAGACGGCUGAUCCCGGCAUCUCGGUGCAAAAGCUUCGGCAGAACGCCAUUGACACAAGUUGUCGGAUAGUGAUCAGCGAUCCGUCCGAAGAGUUUCUCGGUGGCUGGGCGAUGCUAACUCCCCGACAACCGAAUACCCUCCGAACCCUCCCCUUUGAGGAGUCCGUACUCCUGCUUACCGACACUGCGGUCUACAGCUGCCGGUUCGACUGGAAUAUCGACAAGGUCCUGUCAUUUGAACGGAUCGACCUUGGAUCCAUCAGUCGAAUCAAGUACGGCACAUAUAUUACAUCCACCCUGACAGAUGCGCAAGCCAAUGAACAACGUAACGUGGGGCUAGUUAUUGAAUACCGCGAGGGCGGCAACAAUUCCCUCCGGGUGAACACUCGAUCUCUGCAGAGCCACGUCGACCCGAAAGCAUUAGACCCCGAGGGGGCUGUAUCUUCUGGUUGGUUUACGGGAUCGCAGAACGUGAAACCCCGGAUUAUGGCAUUCAAGGCGCUUCCGCUGUCGAACUCGGUAACGCAAACCCAGCAUCGGCCGAGUGCGACUGUGAGUGAAACCGAGUGGGUGCGGAGCCUCUGCGAGGAGAUCGAGCGGGUGAUGCGAGUGGGCGAAGAGGCACAGCCAGAUGGUGAGCCUCCCUCGUCGGUGAUUGAAGCCUCUGAGAUUAUCUCGUUGACGGAUGCGAAGAAACGGACGGGGCUUUUGGAGUAUCUGGUACAUGAUAUCAAAAAACUAGUCUGGGCCUAGUUGGUCAUUUAUGUAGAAAGGGGCCUACAUACUAUACUAUACUACAUAUUAUAUUACCAGACAACUGUAAAGAAUUCAACUUUAAUAGUUGGGCGUCUGUCUGUCGCAAGUAUUGCUGUUUUGUGACGGUAUUACUCCCACUUCCUCCUAUCAUUUCCGAGGAAAUCCCCGGUACAUCCUGAUAACCCCCUAUCCUAUGUAGCCUUGGGAGUGACCGAGUUCAAUCAAUCAGCUCUUGUUCAACUCGUCUCACUUUGUUUGGUAUUAUUAUCAGGGGGAACAAGAGUAUCGUCUUUGUAUCCGUCACCGGACUGGUGGCUGGUCUGGUUCCUUCAUCUCUCUUCACCCACCCUGGGGGUUUUCUUUUCUUUUUUUCUUUUUGUCUAUUUUUUAUUUUCUUUUUCUUAUAAUAUCUUUCUUUUUUCCUAAUAACAAACACUUCAAAGAAGAAUGUGGGAGUAAU
Molecule: messenger RNA, 3515 nt
Organism: Aspergillus ochraceoroseus IBT 24754
Lineage: Eukaryota; Fungi; Ascomycota; Eurotiomycetes; Eurotiales; Aspergillaceae
Product: SacI domain protein
Exons: 3
Coding region: 185-3052 (955 amino acids)
Biological process (GO): phosphatidylinositol dephosphorylation
Cellular component (GO): endoplasmic reticulum
Molecular function (GO): phosphatidylinositol-4-phosphate phosphatase activity
Source: RefSeq, a predicted model, not a curated record